Protopolystoma xenopodis is the source of this 456-nucleotide messenger RNA. Lineage: Eukaryota; Metazoa; Platyhelminthes; Monogenea; Polystomatidea; Polystomatidae. The record is from the annotation of a GenBank genome assembly.
AUGAGGCAACAAGACGAGGUUCGACUUACCUACCGCCACAGGCCAUCGCGGAGUGGAGGACGACCGAAUGCAAGUGAGACGAGUUGUCUGGUCGAGUCUUUCGCCUGCUCGAACAGUGGCCACUUUUGCGCUGCUCAGACAGCCGCGGCCUACGUCUCAUCGUCUCUGUCUCUGUCUCUGUCUCCGCCGCCUCGGCUAACGGCUCCAACCGACAGCAGCAGCCAGAGUCGUCUUUGCGAGCCGACGGCUCGGCGAGCUGCCGACGCAGGCGUGAGUCACCUCGGCCCGACGAGGCCGGCAGCCUGCGUGAGCAUAGCUCGACGCAAGCGGGGCCGACACGAACGAGUUCGGGCGACAGGGCGGCAGGACGGCGCCAUUCAGCAAAGGCUCACGCACGCGUGGAUGUGCGCAUCGGAUCGAUCAAGACGGCUCGAGGUCGAAAUAAGCCUUGCAUAG